This is a messenger RNA of Bactrocera neohumeralis, 3549 nucleotides long. It is a transcript of the gene Rev1, whose product is annotated as DNA repair protein Rev1. The transcript has 7 exons. Gene Ontology annotation, biological process: error-prone translesion synthesis; error-free translesion synthesis. The record is from RefSeq and is a predicted model, not a curated record. Gene Ontology annotation, molecular function: deoxycytidyl transferase activity; damaged DNA binding; DNA-directed DNA polymerase activity. The coding region runs from base 80 to 3163 and encodes 1027 amino acids. NCBI's taxonomy places the organism in Eukaryota, Metazoa, Arthropoda, Insecta, Diptera, Tephritidae. Gene Ontology annotation, cellular component: nucleus.
ACAUCCAUCUCCAAAAAUCACAUUAUUUAAAUUUUUAAAUAUAAUAUCAUUCAAAGUUUUUUUUAUUUUUGCUUCCAGUAUGAACGCGAAUGGGUUUGAACAAUGGGGAGGCUAUAUGGAAGCAAAAAUCACCAAGCUCGAGGAACAAUUUUCCGCUGGUAGCAAUCCCUAUAGAAAAUCUAAUUUAUUUUCUGGAAUAUCCAUAUUUGUUAACGGUUUAACUAAUCCUUCAGCUGAUGAGUUAAAACGAAUCAUGAUGGUUCAUGGAGGGAUCUACCAUCAUUAUGAACGUUCACAUACUACAUAUAUUAUAGCAUCUAAUUUGCCAGAUGUAAAAGUUCGUAAUAUGAAUACCAGUAAAAUUAUAAGCCCACAAUGGGUGGUCGACUCGGUAAAAGAAAUGCGCGUAUUGGAUUAUACCCGUUAUUUAUUGUAUACAAAUCAAAAAGUAUCGCAACCAAGCUUAGUCUUUAAGAAUGUUAAAAAGAGUGUUUGUGAGAAUGAUCAAUCAAAAAAAGAAAAUCACAACGCUACACAAUGUAAUAACGCUGUAGUUUCGCCCGAUACAAGUACAUUGACAGAUGUUGAUAAAAUCAGUGGAAAAGAUUUGGCGCGUACUGCUGUGGAUCCGAAAUUUCUUUCAGAAUUUUAUAAUAAUUCGAGAUUACAUCAUAUCGCAACACUUGGUGCUGGUUUUAAGCAGUACGUCUCCGAUUUGCGUGAUCAACAUGGCACAAAAGAUUUUCCAGCACGAAAGGAACUAAAGGAAAAACUAAAUGUUGGUGGAAAUCUAAACACUAAAACAUCUAAAAAAUAUGUAAUGCAUAUCGAUAUGGAUUGCUUCUUUGUGUCGGUUGGCCUGCGGAAAUAUCCCGAAUUAAAGGGUCAACCAGUGGCUGUGACACAUUCUAAAGGCGGAUCCAGCGCAAAUGAAGUGCCCGUUCACCCUAGCGCUGAUCGCAAAACUGAAAUGGAAUUGUUUGCAAAGCGUUUUGAACAACAUUUACACAAUAAUAUUUUAUCUGAGAAGGUACGUGGAGGUUUCGAAGCUAAAAUGUCACUUUCGGAAAUUGCUUCUUGUAGCUACGAGGCCCGCGCCAAAGGUAUACGCAAUGGCAUGUUUGUCGGAAAAGCUUUAAAUUUAUGUCCCGAGUUAAAGACCAUACCUUAUGAUUUCGAAGGCUAUCGUGAAGUAGCUUACACCUUAUACGAUACUAUAGCGCAGUACACCUUAAAUAUUGAGGCUGUAAGUUGUGAUGAAAUGUUUGUUGAUUUAACGGAGGUAUUAGACGAGAUGCAAGUGGAACCCAUGGAUUUUGUGCGUGCUGUGCGCGAAGAAGUGCGAGCAAAAACUGGAUGUCCAUGUUCCGCAGGUGUAGGUGGAAAUAAAUUGCAAGCACGUAUGGCAACAAAACAAGCCAAGCCAGAUGGUCAAUACUUGUUGCUACCAGAAGUUGCUGAGAAAUAUAUGGCAAAUAUAAAAAUCGAAGAGUUACCCGGUGUGGGAAGUAGCACGGCUUAUACUUUGAAAAAUAAUAAUUUAGUAACUUGCGGAGAUCUUCAAAUGAUUUCGUUAUUGAAAUUGCAAAUGCAUGUUGGCAAAAAAUUUGGAGAGACGCUUUAUCAGUUCUGCCGUGGUAUCGAUAAUCGACCGCUGACUUAUGGUCAAAUACGUAAAUCUGUUUCAGCCGAAGUAAAUUAUGGUAUACGAUUCAAAGAAUUUAGUGAAUUGGAAACAUUUUUGCGGCAAUUAUGCACUGAAGUGCACACUCGCCUUACCGACAUAAAACGACGCACGAAAUGCAUUACCCUAAAGGUAAUGGUGCGUGCCAAAGAUGCGCCCCUUGAGGCAGCCAAGUUUAUGGGUCAUGGCGUAUGUGAUCACGUGACAAAAUCAGUUUCACUAUCAGAUUAUACAAGCGAUGUAGAAGUAAUCAUACGAACCGUAAUUGCUACAAUGAAGGCAUUAACGAUACCACCCAAUGAAUUGCGUGGCAUAGGCAUUCAACUUUCUAAAUUAAAUGAUCCUAACGAAGGCAAAGCACAUAAGGAGAAUGCAAUAAUGAAUAUGUUUAGCAAAGUGGUGGAAAAGAAAAAAGACAAAAUCAGUGAACCGUCCGAUAAUAAUAGUGACUGUAUUGUCAUAAGCGAUAAUGCUGGUACCACAAAUGCCAAUGUGCCAAUAAUAAGUAAGCCAGCAUCAAAUGAACACAAAUACGAACAAAACAAUAAAGAUAUUGGAAAGCGCACUCGGGGUAAGGCCACUAGUGUUGUCUCGGAGAAGAAAUCCAAAAAAACACCUGAUAUAUUGGACUUGAUGCAAAAGGCCAAACAAAAGCAACCAGUUGUAUCUGUAAGUAACGCUGCGACUAUUAAUAAUUCCAUACCGAAGGAUAUCGAUCCAGAUGUUUUUGCGGCUCUACCAGCCGACAUACGUAAUGAAAUUUUGCAAGCUCAUAAUGAAAGUAUAAAACAAACAACGAAACCAGUUAUGCCAGUUCAACCGCCAACCAAUUCGAAUUUAAGCAUUCUCAACGAAAGUGAUUUCCAACCAUCAACGUCCAAAGCAGCAGAACACAGAAAACAACGUAAACAGCUGCAGAAAUUACAAAAGCAACAAGAAAAUCAUCCAUACGAACAUAAUUCAUCAGAUGUGCCGCAUGUUGAUCCGGAAUUUCUAGCGGCGUUGCCACAAGAGUUGCGUAUGGAACUUGAGAAGGAAUAUGCGCAGCUACCGGGAAAAAGCAAGUCACCUGAUCUUAAGAAAAUACCUAGCACACAGACAGCUGCUAAUACUGACGCACAGCGGCCGGAAAUACAAAUAUCUGCCGACAAUAUUUUCAUGCAAGUGAAUUGUAAAGAAAUGAUUUUAGCUUGGUUAAAGAGCGCCGACAAACCAGAAGCAUAUGAUGUUGAUUUAAUUGCCAAACACGCCGAAGAAAUGGUCAGUGCUGAUGAAAUUGAUACACUAUACACGCCGCUGAUUUAUCUCUGCAAGUUAAUAAAUCACCAGAAGAGUAGUGGUACACCCAGUGAUUGCGUGUGGCAUAAAGCCUACCUUGACAUAAUUAAAGUAGUUCAGAAGAGAAUGGCCGAAGCUUAUAACGGCCGUAGUCUGUUUUUGGGCGCGAAGUUGAAAUGUGAUAAUUGUGAUAAUUCGUAAUUAACAUAUUUAGAGCUUUCCUACUCUCAAGUAUUAAGCACUUCACCACCAACCACUAAGUGGUAAAUCUGAUGGCUCAUUGUGGUAACUGACUUUGUUGGGAGUCGUAAAGUAACGUAAACGGCUACGAAUUCGCUGGAGUUUAUGGGGUAACUACCUUAUCACUUACACAAACAUUUGAGUGGCACAAAGCAUUCAGUGAAUGUUGUAAAGUUAUCGAAAACUUGCCUCAGCGAGGUGUCAAUCUACCUCUGUUAAACAUAAGAAAACAUUGCUUGAAAAAUGUCAUGUUGGAACGUGAGAUUGUGAAACAAUCUGGCGAACGGUGCUCCAAAAAAGAGUGUAUAUUUGAAGACGAUAACAAAGAUUUAAAUUAAAAUAUGUCA